Molecule: messenger RNA, 3009 nt
Organism: Asterias rubens (European starfish)
Lineage: Eukaryota; Metazoa; Echinodermata; Asteroidea; Forcipulatida; Asteriidae
Product: G-protein-signaling modulator 2-like
Exons: 15
Coding region: 106-2013 (635 amino acids)
Molecular function (GO): GTPase regulator activity; protein binding
Source: RefSeq, a predicted model, not a curated record
UUUAACCUUCUGUAUUUUGGUUGUCCGUCCGUGAAAAUAUUGCAAUCAAACUCACGGUUUUCUCUGGAAAGUCUGGUUGUUAUUUCCGAGUGGAAAAAGGCAUUCAUGAGUGCCUUCAUGAUGGAUGCUUCGUGCAUGGAGCUCGCCCUUGAAGGAGAGAGGCUGUGCAAAGCAGGCAACUGCAAAGCAGGUGUCCAGUACUUCGAAGCUGCUGUAGAGGUGGGAACAGACGACCUACGGACACUCAGCGCCAUCUACAGCCAGUUGGGCAAUGCCUAUUUUUAUCUGCAGGACUACACGAGGGCGCUGGAGUACCACAGGCAUGACUUGACGCUGGCAUGCACGUUGGGGGACCACAUAGGGGAAGCUAAAGCGAGUGGUAACCUCGGAAACACGCUGAAGGUGUUGGGGAAAUUUGACGAGGCCAUCGUCUGCUGCCAAAGACACCUGGACAUAUCGAGAGAGCUUGGAGACAGGGUUGGAGAAGGCAGGGCACUGUACAACCUCGGCAAUGUCUACCAUGCGAAGGGAAAGCACGCCGGCCGAGCAGGGCACCAGGACCCUGGGGAUUUCCCAGAAGAGGUGAUAGCAUGCCUGAAGAAAGCUGUGGAAUUUUACGAGAUGAACCUGACAAUUGUCAAAUCGCUAGGAGACAAGGCGGCCCAAGGUAGAGCAUGCGGUAACCUAGGCAACACUCACUACUUGCUUGGUAAUUUUGAGACGGCUAUCGGAUUCCAUAAAGAGAGGCUGUCCAUCGCCAAAGAAUUCGGAGACAAAGCUGCGGAGAGAAGGGCGUAUAGUAACCUUGGCAACGCUUGUGUAUUCAUGGGAGAUUUUGAGACUGCUGCUGAUUUCUACAAGAAAACCUUGCACAUCGCCAGGAGGUUAGGGGACGUGGCCAUCGAGGCCCAGGCCUGCUACAGCUUAGGUAACACCUUCACACUUCUUAGAGAUUACAACACGGCCGUGGAGUAUCAUGAGAGACAUCAUAGAAUAGCACAGAAGCUCAAAGACAGGGUCGGAGAGGGCAGGGCAUGUUGGAGUCUAGGUAAUGCACACACGGCGCUACAGAACCACGACAAGGCUUUGCACUAUGCAACACUUCACCUGCAGAUAUCCAGAGAGGUGGGGGACAAAACAGGGGAACUCACAGCGCAGAUGAACCUGGCUGAUCUACGGACUGUACUCAGACUUGACAAAGACCCUGGCAGCCAAGAUGGUCUUCUCCAAAGCGCCAAUCAGAAGACCCUUAAAGAAAAAGAACAAAACAGGCAACGUCGGCGAAGUAUGGAACGUCUAGAACUGGUUACCAUGACACCAGACAAGAAUGCUGUCCUUGGCGCCACGGCCAACGGCAAAUCCAAACAGUCCAUGGGAGCCAAGUUCAAGAGGAAAGCAGCCAACAAGGAGAAACUGAGCAGGAAGAGUUCCAACACAUCCAGCACCAGCUCCAGCAGUGGUGAUUCUGCAUCAUGCAUCGUCAAGACGGAGAAUGUUAAUAUACAAGUAUCGCCUGCGCAGAGGGCCUCCCCAGAGAUAAUGGACGAUGACGACAGCUUCUUUGACGUCUUAAGCCGCUUCCAGGGGAAGAGGAUGGACGAGCAGCGGUGUUCCUUCAACCGGAUUCAAGACAAGCAACGAGAGAGGGAGAACAGUGAAGAUAGAGAUUACCCGAUGAAAGAGGAGCUGAUGAAUCAGAUAGCUAGCUUCCAGCGGAGUCGGCUAAACGAGCAACGCUCCAGCAUAUGCAACCUCCCUGGUCUCAAGACCAACAACGAGGAAGUCUUAGGGCAACUCCUUCAUAAAGGGGGCCAGGGAGUACCUGAUGAUGACUUCUUUGAUAUGCUAAUGAGGUGUCAGGGGUCAAGAAUAAAUGACCAGCGGAGUGAGCCCCCAGUCUUGCAACCUGCCCCCACGGUACCAGACGAGGAUUUCUUUGCCCUGAUACAACGCGUCCAGUCCAAGCGAAUGGACGCUCAACGAGCCGACAAAGGCCCCAAAGAUAAGAAAUAAGUAAUAUUUUUAGACAACGCACUCUUCCCUCCUUGGAACAAGGUUAUUUAAUAUUAAAAGGUCCACAUUCAACUAGAGAUGUGGUGACUGGAUGCUGCGUUUUAGUAACAGACAAUUCGUAGAGCGGAAGGCACCAUGUAAGAUGGCAAACAUCCUUAUAACAUCGAGCAGGAAAUGAGCUAAGCUUAACAACAGCUGUAUAAUCAGCUGAGCCACAAAAGGAAGCCUAGCUACAAAAUUAUUAAACGUGGGCUAAGCUUAACAUUAGGUGGAAGCUUGUCCAAGGAAAGCAUAGCGAAGCAUCAAAUACCGUCAAACGGGGAACUGAGCUUGUAGUCAAUCGUGAGUUAAGCUUAACUUCAAGCAGGAGCAAUGUGUUACAGGAGCUAAGCUGUGCGUCAAGUGCAAACUUGCUUAUCUGAGCUAGCGCAGUGACAAGAUCCUGGACAUCACCUUCUUAGCAGAAUGAGCUGAAACAUUACCACUCUGGACCCCAUUAGAUACAUGUAUAAUCCACCAGCAGUGACUGCUGAAGCAAUGUACCUCACUGGAUGCAAGCUACUUUAGGAUUCUGUUUUGUGCACACACAAAAUAUAGGAUAACAUAAUAUUUAAUAAGCAGAGGAUGGUACUACACAAGAUAACUUCUUUGAUACCAAGGCCUGCUAUAGGGGAAGAGGCAGGGCACCUUCCUAAUGUUCCCAUACUUUAACUCACCUUUUUCAUCUUGUACAGAAGGACCCCCUCCUAAAAUCCUCCCAUAUAGCUCCUGAGAUUCCAAGCACACAACAAAGACAUGGGGGCACUAGGCUAGUAGAGUGAUUUAAAAGUCCCUUUUCUGAAAAUUCUUGGCUUCAAAACCAGUUUUAAUAAAUAAAAUAAAAUAAAAUAAACCACACCAAAUGAAUCUGGUCUACUCUAAACCUUUAUCACGGUGUGGUCAUCUUGAUUUUACUUCAUUCCAACUCAUUGUAACCAAAGUGAGGCUGGACGAAAU